AACGACGUGCAGGAGAUGAUCAAGACAGAGAAGCCGCACCCGGAGCGCCGGCUCCGAGGGGUCCUGGAGGAGCUGAGCAGCGGCUGCCUGCGCUUCCUGACCUUGGCUGACAAGGACCAGCACCACUCGUCCCGCACCAGGCUGGACCGGGAGAGGCUCAAAUCCUGCAUGCGGGAGCUGGAGAACAUGGCCCAGCAGGCCACGGCCCUGCGCUCCCAGGUCAAGAGGAACACCAUGAAGGACAAGCUGAAGCUGGUGCAGAACUUCCUGCAGAAGCUGCGGUUCCUGGCGGACGAGCUCCCCGGGAAGAGGGGCUUCGGCCCUGCCGGCUGGACAGUCCAGGCCAAGAUGGAGAUCUACCUGUGGCUGGGCCUCAACAAGCAGCGCAAGGACUUCCUCAGCGGCCUCCCCUGUGGCUUCGAGGAGAAGAAAACCCCCCGAGGCCAAAACCUGCCCUCCUUCCCGCCCAUCAGCCUCCUGUACACCAAGAAACAGGUGUUCCAGCUGCGAGCCCACAUGUACCAAGCCAGGAGUUUGUUCGCCGCCGACAGCAGCGGGCUCUCGGACCCCUUCGCUCGGGUCUUCUUCAUCUCCCAGAGCCAGUGCACCGAGGUUCUCAACGAGACCUUGUGCCCGACCUGGGACCAGCUGCUGGUGUUUGACAAUGUGGAGCUGUACGGGGAAGCUCACGAGAUGCGGGAUGACCCCCCCAUCAUCGUCAUCGAGAUCUACGACCAGGACACCGUGGGAAAAGCCGACUUCAUGGGCCGGACGUUCGCCAAACCAGUGGUGAAGAUGUCGGACGAGCAGUACUGCCCGCCGCGCUUCCCGCCGCAGCUGGAAUAUUACCAGAUCUACCGCGGCAACGCCACAGCCGGGGACCUGCUGGCUGCCUUCGAGCUGCUCCAGAUCGGCCCUGGGGGUAAAUCAGACCUGCCCCCCAUCGACGGCCCCACGGACAUGGACCGAGGUCCCAUCCUGCCUGUGCCCCUGGGAAUUCGGCCGGUGCUGAGCAGAUACAGAGUGGAGAUCUUGUUCUGGGGGCUCAGGGACCUGAAGAGAGUGAACCUGGCCCAGGUGGACCGGCCCCGCGUGGACAUUGAGUGUGCCGGGAAGGGCGUCCAGUCUGCCCUGAUCCAGAACUACAAGAAAAACCCCAACUUCAGCACUUUGGUCAAGUGGUUCGAGGUGGAUCUCACUGAAAAUCUUGGUUCCCAGCCUGAAUCCUCCAAACACCUCAACGGCUCCCUGGCCAUGACCAGCAGGGCCCACCGCUCUCGCCCCACAGGGGAGAUCGUGGUCAACAUGGAACCCGAGGUCCCCAUCAAGAAGAUGGACACGAUGGUGAAGCUGGAAGCUAAUUCCGAUGCAGUGGUGAAGGUGGAUGUGACCGAGGAAGAGAAAGAGAAAAAGAAGAAGAAGAAGAAAGGAGGAGGAGGAGGAGGAGGAGGAGGUGGGGAGGAAGUGGAGGAAGAGGAGCCGGACGAGAGCAUGUUGGACUGGUGGUCCAAGUACUUCGCUUCCAUUGAGACGAUGAAGGAGCAACUCCGACAGCAGGAAGCGGCCGCGGCAGAAGCUGAGGAGAAGGAGGAGAUGGAGAUUGGAGAGGGCUCCAAGGCCCAGGUGAAGAACAAGGACAAGGACAAGGACAAGUCCAAGGAAACCAAAGAUGACAAGAAAAAGAAGCAGCAGCCUGUGCCUGAGCUUCCCGAGAAGAAGAACAAGCAGAAAAUCGAUGAACUCAAGGUCUUCAACAAAGAGCUGGAAACAGAGUUUGACAACUUUGAGGAUUGGCUGCACACCUUCAACCUGCUCCGGGGGAAGAUUGGGGACAACGACGACAACGCCACGGAGGAGGAGCGGAUCGUGGGCAGGUUCAAGGGCUCCAUGUGCGUCUACAAAGUGCCGCUCCCCGACGACAUCAGCAAGGAGGCAGGGUACGACCCCACCUUCGGGAUGUUCCAGGGGAUCCCCAGCAACGACCCCAUCAACGUGCUGGUCCGAGUCUACAUCGUGCGGGCCACGGACCUGCACCCGGCUGACAUCAACGGGAAAGCCGAUCCCUACAUCGCCAUCAAGCUGGGCAAGACGGACAUCAAGGACAAGGAGAACUACAUCUCCAAGCAGCUGAACCCUGUUUUUGGGAAAUCCUUCGACAUCGAGGCCACCUUCCCCAUGGAGUCCAUGCUGACCGUGGCUGUGUACGACUGGGAUUUGGUGGGCACUGAUGACCUCAUUGGGGAGACCAAGAUUGACCUGGAGAAUCGCUUCUACAGCAAGCACCGGGCGACCUGCGGCGUGUCCCAGACCUACUCCAUGUAUGGGAAAAGCCUCCCCUGCCCCACCUCACACCUGGACCCUCCUCUGUGUCACUUCCCACCCAGAGCUCCCCCAGGAAUCUCCCCCCCUUGGCUGCCUGCUGCUGUCCGAGCUCUCCUUUGUCCCCCAGGCCAGAAGAAGCCGACGGACGAGCACCUGGCGCUGGCAGUGCUGCGGCACUGGGAGGACAUCCCGCGGGCCGGCUGCCGCCUGGUCCCCGAGCACGUGGAGACGCGGCCGCUGCUCAACCCCGACAAGCCGGGCAUCGAGCAGGGCCGCCUGGAGAUGUGGGUGGACAUGUUCCCCAUGGACAUGCCAGCGCCCGGCCCUGCCAUCGACAUUUCUCCCAGGAAACCAAAGAAGUACGAGCUCAGGGUGAUUGUGUGGAACACCGAUGAGGUCAUCCUGGAGGACGACGACUACUUCACCGGCGAGAAAUCCAGUGACAUUUUUGUCAGGGGGUGGCUGAAGGGGCAGCAGGAGGACAAGCAGGACACGGAUGUCCAUUACCACUCCCUCACUGGGGAGGGCAACUUCAACUGGCGCUACAUCUUCCCCUUCGACUACCUGAUGGCCGAGGAGAAGAUCGUCAUCUCCAAGAAGGAGUCCAUGUUCUCCUGGGACGAGACCGAGUACAAGAUCCCGGCCCGCCUCACCCUGCAGGUCUGGGAUGCCGACCACUUCUCAGCCGAUGAUUUCCUGGGGGCCAUCGAGCUGGACCUGAACCGCUUCCCCCGGGGAGCCAAGACGUCCAAGCAGUGCAGCCUGGAGAUGGUGACCAACGAGGCUGAGCUGCCCAUGAUCUCCAUCUUCAAGCAGAAGCGGGUCAAGGGCUGGUGGCCGUUCGUGGCCAGAGAUGAGAACGAUGAGCUGGAGAUCACCGGCAAAGUCGAGGCUGAGCUGCACCUUCUGACAGCAGAGGAGGCUGAGAAAUCCCCUGCUGGGCUGGCAAGAAAUGAGCCUGAUCCUCUGGAGAAACCCAACCGCCCGGACACGUCGUUCAUCUGGUUCCUGAACCCGCUCAAGUCCAUCAAAUACCUCAUCUGCACCCGCUACAAGUGGCUGAUCAUCAAGAUCGUGCUGGCCCUGCUGCUCCUCGUCAUGGUGGCCCUGUUCCUCUACAGCAUGCCCGGAUACAUGGUCAAGAAGCUGCUGGGAGCAUGA
Molecule: messenger RNA, 3483 nt
Organism: Pyrgilauda ruficollis (rufous-necked snowfinch)
Lineage: Eukaryota; Metazoa; Chordata; Aves; Passeriformes; Passeridae
Gene: OTOF
Product: otoferlin
Exons: 26
Coding region: 16-3483 (1155 amino acids)
Biological process (GO): synaptic vesicle priming; plasma membrane organization
Cellular component (GO): presynaptic active zone membrane; synaptic vesicle membrane
Molecular function (GO): AP-2 adaptor complex binding; calcium ion binding
Source: RefSeq, a predicted model, not a curated record